Oikopleura dioica is the source of this 1311-nucleotide messenger RNA. NCBI's taxonomy places the organism in Eukaryota, Metazoa, Chordata, Appendicularia, Copelata, Oikopleuridae. The record is from the annotation of a GenBank genome assembly.
AUGGAAGCGGCCAUCGGGCGGCGACUUAUGGAAGCCACAAAUCAGCUCAAUCUGGCCUUGGACGACUUCCGUGGCAGAUACAAGGAGCUCAGGCAUCUGGAAGAGUCUAUUCAGACAUUGGCAUCGAUUGUCCGUCACGGCGGACGUGAUCAGCCGUCUGUGCCCCUACCUUCCGAGAACGAGUCUGCCAUGGAUCUCGACUUUAUGAACUCCGAGCGCGCGACAACGACGCUAAGUCCAUCGACAGUUCUAGGAAGCACCAUCGCUCCUCUAGAAGAUGACCAGAGAACGAUGAUCACCCAGUCGUAUCGGUCCUGUAGAACGGAGCUUUUCGAACUCGAUGAUGAUGUUCCUCCAACAACGGGGAAUCCUCUUAUUGACGAGGCGUUGCUACGGUGCUGCAAGAACUUGUUGGGCAAUGUGGGCAACUACGGCCCAUGCCGCGUCAAUGAGAUAAAAGCCAUCACGAGCUUGAUGCGCCACGGCCGGACAAUCAGCCGAUUGAUCGAGCUCUCGCGGUCGCGAGUCUCAUUCACCCUCGACUCGCUCAAAGAGUACGAGUUCAAGUUCAGGCCUACUUUGCUCAUGCAGUGGAAAUCCUGCUGCGACAACAAGACCAAACUGGCAGUUCCUGUCAAGACGUACAAGUACGAAUUGACUGGCAACUACUCGUCGCAUGUGCGCAAGCGUCCGGCCGUCGCCGAUCAAGUUUUUCCUGAAUUAUUGAGGCGCAUUCUCGACCGGCCCGAUUUGACGCGCGAAGAGGACCUCGACAACCAAAUCAUCACUGUAUAUCAAAUCAUACACUACUUAGAAGAGCUCAAAGCAGAGGAGCAGCGCGAGUUCGGCAAGCACGUCGAAAUGCUCAGCCUCGAGUUGUUCAUUUCCGGCGAAUUGGAGUCGGGAGACGAACCCUCUGUUCUGAGAGCGAUUGGAUUGCUCCAGUCCUUGCUCGUUCGAAAACAUUCCAACAUGAAGGCGCUGGCAAUCAUGCUUCUCGACGAAAACAAGAAACUCCGCGACGCCGCGGCCGCCCACCUCCGCCACAUCGCCAACGAGCCCGGCGACGGGACCUGGCGGCCGCGCGAUUUCGCCCUCGCCAGCUACCUGGAGUUGUUGGAGGACAAGUCCAAAAAGCUCCGCCGAGCGUCGUGCAUCGCCCUCGGCUUCCUCAACGCAAAAGAAGCGCUGCGUCAACUUCAAUAUGUUUGUAUGGCCGGACAAGAGCCGGAAAUCCGCGAAGCCGCCAAGAAUGUUUUGCCACGUCGGGGUCACGAAAUAGUUCUGUUUCCCUUUUUUCUUCGGGAAUAA